ACAGGCGAAAAUAAUAUUUUGCAGAGACGAAAUGUCAUAUCCAUCUCAAACCUGAUCAUGCAUGUAACCUCUCGUCCUCGUGAACCAGUCUCCUUUCAGAAUUCUGAAUCUAAUUGUGAUUAGAUCUAGGUUGUUGCAUUUCAAGAAAGGAAGGGUGUGAUUUCUAGUUCUGAAUUUUGCCUUCUUCCCCUUUGUGAGAAUUGGUUUUCGAUCCGAUGACGACGGACAGCUCCGAUUCCAGGAGGCUCUUCCCUGGCCGUCAGAAUUCCCAUCAGAUGGACAAGAUCAAUGGAAUGGGUCCAGAGUCUACCAAUCAACCCCCUUCAUUGGCUAGUAGACCCGGUGAGUCCGAGGAGGAGGCUCUUGUUACACCAGAAGGACUGUCCCCCAGAACUGGUGCUUUCCAAAUAUAUGCAAGCUAUGUGAAUUGGGAGAUAUUAGGCAGCAUGAUGAAGAUUGUGUUUCUCAAGUCCAAGCUCAAUGUGUUCAUACCAUGUGGCUUUUUGGCAAUCCUAUUCAAUUAUGUGACCCAAAGACAUGGCUGGGUAUUUCUUCUGAGCAUGUUGGGUAUUAUUCCUUUGGCUGAGAGAUUGGGUUUCGCUACCGAGCAGCUGGCACUCUUCACUGGUCCAACAGCCGGGGGACUACUGAAUGCUGCGUUUGGCAAUGCAACAAAGUUGAUCAUAUCAAUCCAUGCAUUAAGGAGUGGAAAGCUAAGAGUUGUGCAGCAAUGUCUGCUAGGAUCAAUCCUGUCAAACUUGCUUCUUGUUCUUGGCUCUGCAUUCUUCAGUGGGGGGCUCUCUUGUGGCAAAAUCAUGCAGACCUUUAGCAAGGCAGAUGCAGUAGUGAACUCUGGAUUGCUUUUGAUGGCAGUGAUGGGGUUGCUCAUUCCUGCUGCUCUGCAUUACACUCAUUCAGAGGUUCAAUUUGGCAAGUCGGAACUAGCACUGUCAAGGUUCAGCAGCUGCAUUAUGCUCGUUGCUUAUGCCUCCUACCUUCACUUCCAGUUGUCGAACAACCGACAUCGCAAUGAAGCUAUUGUGAGAGAAAUUCAGAAUGAUGGGGACGACAAUGAUGACGCAGUUCGUGUGAUCUCCAAAUGGCAAGCCAUUGCCUGGCUUGCAAUUUUCACCGCUUGGAUAUCAAUGCUCUCUUACUACUUGGUCGAUGCAAUAGAUGGGGCUUCCAAAGCGUGGGAUAUACCAGUUGCAUUCAUCAGUGUUGUUUUGCUCCCAAUUGUGGGGAAUUCUGCAGGACAUGUUAAUGCUGUCAUUUUUGCAAUGAAAGACAGAUUGGACAUUUCUCUGGGAAUAGCAAUUGGAUCGUCAAUACAGAUAUCCAUGUUUGGGAUACCAUUUUGUGUAGUGCUGGGAUGGAUGAUGGGCAAGCAAAUGGACUUAAACUUCCAUCUCUUUGAGACUGCAAGCCUCUUGACAACUGUACUGGUUGUCGCAUUUUUGUUGCAGGAUGGGACUUCAAACUGUGUAAAAGGGUUCAUGCUAUUUCUUUGCUAUCUGAUAGUAUCUGCCAGUUUUUACGUACAUGCUGAUCCACACACCAAGGCAGGUGAUAAGCCUCCUCAAAACUAGGAAUAAUCUGGAACAACAUCGAGAUGUUACAAGAUCUCUACUGUGUUACCUCAUUUGUAGUCAGAAAAGGAACUAAUUGCGCUUAUUUUUACUGAAUUUUCAGUGCUUCAAUCCUCACAUUUAGAGGUUUUUCAAGCACAUAUGGUGUUGUAGAUAAGCAGAAACUGAGCAGAGGCUUAACAUCAGUUGUGUAGGCAGCAGUUCCCUUGCUAUGUUACUGGCAGAGAUUAGCACAAGCAAUAAAACAUUCUUAAAUUUGGCAUGAAGUACUGUUAUUAUGGUAAUCGGAUUUACAGAGUGAAAGAAAGUAUACAGGAAA
Molecule: messenger RNA, 1908 nt
Organism: Oryza brachyantha (malo sina)
Lineage: Eukaryota; Viridiplantae; Streptophyta; Magnoliopsida; Poales; Poaceae
Product: putative vacuolar cation/proton exchanger 4
Exons: 13
Coding region: 216-1589 (457 amino acids)
Biological process (GO): calcium ion transmembrane transport; intracellular calcium ion homeostasis
Cellular component (GO): plant-type vacuole membrane
Molecular function (GO): calcium:proton antiporter activity
Source: RefSeq, a predicted model, not a curated record